Molecule: messenger RNA, 2007 nt
Organism: Leucoraja erinaceus (little skate)
Lineage: Eukaryota; Metazoa; Chordata; Chondrichthyes; Rajiformes; Rajidae
Gene: ccdc181
Product: coiled-coil domain containing 181
Exons: 6
Coding region: 186-1787 (533 amino acids)
Molecular function (GO): microtubule binding
Source: RefSeq, a predicted model, not a curated record
GCCUCGACCGCCCGGCACACCCCGACACCACAGGUCGAAGGGGCGGCUGCUGGAGAUCACGACGCCGGGGCUGAACAUCCUGGGCCUGGGCCACGGCGGCGAUGCAGGAGAUGGCGGCCAUCUCCCGGCCCCAGGUGCACCUCUGGGCAACUGCACCACAGAAUAUAAUGAACUGCUAAACAAACAUGAGUGAAGAGAAUAGUGUUUCUUCACAAGUUGAAGAAUAUGAAGAUGACUUUGAGAAAGACCUUGACUGGCUAAUCAAUGAAGAAACAAAAAAUAGCGAUGAAGACCCCGAGGAUUAUGAAGACGAUGAAAACAUUGAAGCCAAAAUUGAUAAGGAGUUAGGUGAUGAGGAAGCGAAGGAAAAUAAAGAUGAUGAGAAAAAUUCUGGGAGUGAAAUUGAAAAAUCAAACAAUAAAGGUUUUCAUAAUAAUAUGAAAAAUGCUAAUGAAGAGGAAAUCCGUACUACCAUUAGCUCUGCUCCCAAAUCAGACACAUGCAGUGAGAGCCUAUUCCAGGAGUUAAAGCAGGAGGACCAGCAGGAUGAAGAACAGAGUGAGGAGGUAAAACGUUACAUAAUGGAAAAGAUCGAACAGGCCAACAAAGAACUGAAGGACGAAAAUCCCGUGAAUCAAAAUCGAGAGCGCAGAUUAAAGUUCAAAGACAAUUUAGUUGAUUUGGAGGUCCCACCCGUGGAAUUCACUGAAAUAGAUAGGGACAACGGAGAGAUCACUGGUCCGAUGUGUAUCAAGUAUAUUUCAAAUAAUGUUCAAAAAGACAAUGACAAAGAAGUCACAGAUCAGAAGUCUGGAAAGUGUAUUUCCAAUGAUGCUCAAAAAGAUAAUGAUGGAGAGGUCACAGAUCAAAUGUCUCAAAUGCACAUUUCAAAUGAUGCUCAGAAAGUUGAUGAUACGGAGAGACAGUGGGAUGACGAUAAGAACAAGAACAAGGAAGUAUUGAUGGAGAAGGAUGGAAAGUUUGAACUACUCAGCUUACAAGAUUUUGAAAAUCAGGGUUUGCUACCUCAGAUUAGUGUAGCUUUCAGUGAAAAUGAAUGGGAACAACCAAAUAAUUUGAAGGGAAAAAAACUCUCAAGCAGCCAGAACAAUUUAUCUCCCUCUCCAACGGAAGUACUUAAUACACUAAAACUACAAUUGGAACAAAAGGAUCGGGUAACAUCUCCACCUAAGACAUUACCUCGAAGAACGCAAUCUGCAGUAGUUACCCCAAAACAGUCUGCCCAUCUGCUAAUCGCAGAACACAAAGAAAUUAAUUGGAAAACUCAACAAAAGAAGGAGCAGCCAAAGGCCUCUGAGAUAUGGGCAAGAAAAACUGAUGAAGAUGAGCGGAAGAAAGAGAAUAAGGUAGCUUUUGGGAUAUGGCUUCAAAAGAAGAAACAGCAGCAUCAGGAAGAAAAGAGAAUUCAAUGUGCAAAAGAAAUAGAAAAAAAGAAUAGUAAGGAUUUCCGAGACCCAAAUGAUGCCUUCAAUCUCUGGCUAAAGAAGAAACGGGAACAACAAUUCAAAGAACAGCAAAUAGAAACUAUGAGAAAAAGGGAACAAGAUUAUAACUCAAGACUCCACUCAAGAGAAGAUUCUGAAAAAGCUUUUAAACAAUGGCUGAAGAGGAAAAAAGCAGAGAAACGGGCCGAGCAGUUGGCUGCCAAGGAGCGAUGCAAGAAGUUCCUACUGGAAGCUCGAAAAGUAAAACGAAUGCAGACUCUGCUGUGCACCCUUAACGAAUCCAAAUCAUUUCAGUUUGACAAUUAUGGAUACAGGUUCUAGAAAGUCCUGAUCAUCCUAUUCAUGUUCACAUUUAAAAUACCUCAAUGCAGGGAUGAAAUAAAGCAGAGUCUUACUCUGGGUUUGCAUAUUGCACUUUUACUGGCAUAAACACCUCUCAACAAUGCUCUCUGCGCUUGUCAGCGUGUUUCUGCAUUAGUACCAACACUGGCUGAUCAUUGCGUACAGCAUGAUUAGGUUGUAAUAAAUUAUCUACACAGUC